CACCUGGCCACUACCUGUGCUGUGACCGUGAGUACUUGCAGGAACAGUGACAGCAGUGUGAUAGGUCGGCAGGAACAUGAGGUGGUGUGUGGAACUAAACUUAGAUUCGCAUUCUCAAACACUUCUUUGCUUCACAUCCUCUAUUUCAAAAGGCCUUAUUUAAAUUUACACGAGUUUUUAAAGUUGUUUUUUAGAUUGUAGAGGCAGAGUGACAAGAUUUCUACAUUAUCAACUGGAGAAACACAAUUGAAAACUGUGCUAACUAUCCUUGUGGCCUUGGAAAAUAGUCGUAGUGAGAGAGCAAAGGGUUUCUGAAAGCGGACCUUAGUGCAGAGGUUAUUUAACGGAUAUAAUACGUCUUCAUGAAUUCAGUGAUAAUCUAACAACUACAAGGAACAUAAGAAACACAAGAAAAUGAUGGAAGCUGCAAGACGCUGCCAGGCCUACACGUGGCAGUCCUUUAUGAACAAAGCUACUCAACUCCUUCUAUCAUCCCCAUCGGCACCAUUAAUGAGAAAACAACCAUAAGAAGACGAACAAUCAUCACUAUCGCUUGGGUCGUGGCGUCGCGGAGUGGAGUGAGGAAGAAGCUACAACACGGAGAGGGUCGUCCACAUCCUAUAAAGGAGGCGGGAGGGACUCUGCAGUCACUGUCUCUGCUUCAGCCAGACAAGCAGCAGCAGCAGUAGCAGCAGCACCGCUACUCAGCUCCUUCCCUCCUCUCUCUUACACAUCAUGAACCGAGUCGUGUGCGUGAUGGUGGUGGUGGUGGCGGCGGCGGCGCUGUCAUCUGCCAGCUCCCAUUCCUGCAAUACCUUCUGCGAUGACCCAGACAUUGACGCCGAGGGGCAUUACGUGUGUUGUGACAGUUACCCCGGCACGUGUCCACCUAUCGUUUUCUGUAACUACGGCCAAAGAAGGUGUCACUACGAUGGUCAGUGCGGGCCGGGCUCCAAGUGCUGUGACUCUCGCUGUGGAAAGAGGUGCAUUGCUUAUCCCCCCCUCAAGUAACACCACCACCACCACCGCCGCCACCAAUGACUAUGGAGAAGAAACCUCGUCCUAUUAUUGAUUGUUGUCAGUUGAAGAUGUGAGAGGUCUUUCAAAUAAAUGAUUGGUUUAAUGGA
Molecule: messenger RNA, 1127 nt
Organism: Portunus trituberculatus (swimming crab)
Lineage: Eukaryota; Metazoa; Arthropoda; Malacostraca; Decapoda; Portunidae
Product: whey acidic protein-like
Exons: 5
Coding region: 736-1011 (91 amino acids)
Cellular component (GO): extracellular region
Molecular function (GO): peptidase inhibitor activity
Source: RefSeq, a predicted model, not a curated record